CGGCACUCUUCCUCUGCACCAUCGCCCCGUCGCCUCGUUGCCUCGCAAUAAUCACUACGCGUUUCUGCCAUUACGUGGCCGCGACUCGCGAUAGCACAGCUCAGAACAGCAAUCAAUGUUCUCGUGACCAUGCGGGCUCCGUGGCUCCUGCUCUUCGAGACAUGGGCUGCUGCAAAACUUAUCCGUAGCCCGACAUUCAAUCGCGCCGUGCAAAAGAUCUACCGGAAGAUCAACAAAUUGCCACCCAUCGAACCUGAGAACGGAUUAGGGCGAACCGGUCCCUCUGCUCUCGAUCUCUUCAAAGACGAGGUCAAAGAUCAGUUCAAGGAGCUUACCUGGCAGAAGCGGCCGAGAAAGUAGUUCCCUUCUUCUAUUGUGGAACUUACGCCUUCUCGUUAUACAAAAUCGAUUCCCCACAGGCGACAUUCUACGUCCGAUGGAUGAAGGUCACGGGAUGUCACUCCCAAGGCCAGUGAAGAUUGAUGUUUGUCUGCAGCAGUGACAUACCAGGAGGACCGCGGAUAAAACUAGAAUAUAAAUCCCUGGCGUUUAUAUGGACUCGAUAUAUAUCAAGCUCAUCGCACACGUGCUCACCUGGAGUCUGAUACGGUGAUGGAACAUCUCUACUCUAGGAAACGAUGGUGAGCUGAGGCCCAUAGCCACUUCCCAACCACUCAAUGUACUACUAUACUUUGGCACCCGCAAUACAGUCUGCACGACGUA
Molecule: messenger RNA, 723 nt
Organism: Lindgomyces ingoldianus
Lineage: Eukaryota; Fungi; Ascomycota; Dothideomycetes; Pleosporales; Lindgomycetaceae
Exons: 4
Coding region: 130-360 (76 amino acids)
Source: RefSeq, a predicted model, not a curated record